GGGCACUUCCUGUGUUGGCUCCAGUGGGAGGAGUGAAGUUAGUUCAGUCUAGUUCCUGGUGUGGGUCCUAGUGGAACUCGGCAACCAUGGACAUUGAAGCAUAUUUUGAAAGAAUUGGUUAUAAGAACUCCAGGAACAAAUUGGACCUGGAAACAUUAACUGACAUCCUUCAGCACCAGAUCUGGGCCGUUCCCUUUGAGAACCUGAACAUCCAUUGUGGGAAGCGCAUGGAACUGGGCUUGGAGGCCAUUUUUGAUCAAGUGGUGAGGAGGAGGCGGGGUGGCUGGUGCCUCCAGGUCAAUCACCUCCUGUACUGGGCUCUGACCACCAUGGGUUUCCAGGCCACCAUGUUGGGAGGCUACGUGUUCAGCCCUCCGGCCGACAAAUACAGCAGUGCUAUGAUUCACCUUCUGCUGAAGGUCACCUUGGAUGGUAGACACUACAUAGUCGAUGCUGGGUUUGGAUGCUCUUACCAGAUGUGGCAGCCUCUGGAGUUAAUUUCUGGGAAGGAUCAGCCUCAGGUGCCCUGCGUCUUCCGCUUAACUGAAGAGAGAGGAACCUGGUACCUGGACCAAAUCAGAAGAGAGCAGUACAUCCCAAACCAGGAAUUUGUUAACUCUGAUCUCCUGGAAAGGAACAAGUACCGAAAGAUCUACUCCUUUACUCUGGAGCCUCGAACAAUUAAAGAUUUUGAGUCUGUUAAUGAGUACCUUCAGACGUCUCCAGCAUCUUUGUUUACAGGCAAGUCGUUCUGUUCCUUGCAGACCCCAGAUGGGGUUCACUGUUUAGUGGGCCUCACCCUCACCUUUAGGAAAUUCAAUUAUAAAGACAAUGUGGAUUUGGUGGAGUUUAAGACACUGAAUGAAGAAGAAAUAGGAGAAGAGCUGAAAAAUAUAUUUAAUAUUUCCUUGGAGGAAAAGCUUGUGCCCAAAUAUGGUGAUAAAUUCUUUACCAUUUAGAGUAAGCAGUAGAAAUGAUCUUCAGUACUAUUGUAUUAUUGCAUCUUGUAUUAUACACGGAAACUUCUUAUUAUAAAAAUCAAAUAUACAUAAAAGUAGAGAGAAUAAAAUAAUUAACCUCUAUGCAUCACCCAUUUUGCCAACUGUCCACUGGUAACCUCAUAUUUCCUCAAUGACAGUAUUUGAUAUUAAAGAAAACUCUAGAUAUUAAAUCAUUUCAACCUUUAAAA
This is a messenger RNA of Phyllostomus hastatus (greater spear-nosed bat), 1189 nucleotides long. RefSeq names its product arylamine N-acetyltransferase 1-like. The record is from RefSeq and is a predicted model, not a curated record. The transcript is spliced from 2 exons. Lineage: Eukaryota; Metazoa; Chordata; Mammalia; Chiroptera; Phyllostomidae. Bases 87 to 959 code for a protein of 290 amino acids. Gene Ontology annotation, molecular function: acetyltransferase activity.